GCAGCCUCCUCCCUCCGCUCCGGUGACUGCAAGCCGGGCGACGGGGCCGGAGUCGUCGCAGCCACCUCAUUGCACAACCCGGCUUCCCAACUGUUUACACAGCCCGGCCUGUGAGUGUGUGUGUGUGUAUACAGCGUGAGUCACCGGGAGGCGGAGGAGGUGGAGGAAAAGGAGAAGGAGUGCACUGGCCGGGAUCAGUGCGGCGCACACACUUAUUCAGUCACUCUCUCUGAGCGCGUCUCGCUCGCUCACACGCCCGGAGCCCUGGAGCGCGCAGGAUCCCGAUCGGCGCGGAAAAGUUGCGCCGGCUUUUACUCAAGACUAAUUGGUUUGGGAAGUGCGUUUGCUCUGCUGAGCAAUUCCGAGCCUGCGGAAUCCUGUCCUGUGGGCUCAGCACCCGGGAACUCGGGCCUCCACGUCCCGGACUCUCCACAGCCUCGGUAACAAUAGCGGUGGCCGCCGCCAGCAAGGCACCCAGACCUGGUGCCCGCGGGGGUCUGGGGACCUCAGCCGGCUUCCCACUCCCGGACGCGUGGCCAGCGCGGUCCUCGUGUACAGCUCCGGAGUCCAGGAACGGCUCCCGUUGUGCUCCGCUUGGGGGCCGAGCCGAGCGCGGUCUGCAAACUCCAUCCCGCCGACUGGAAGAAGUCGCGGCGCGGACCCAGGGAUUUACAAAGCCGGGGCCGCUCCGGCCAGGGCCGCGAUGCGGGUCGGUCCCGUGCGUUUUGCACUGAGCGGCGCCUCGCAGCCCCGGGGUCCGGUUGGACUGUUCCCGGCUGCCCGGGGCACCCCGGCCAAACGCCUGCUGGACGCGGACGACGCGGCGGCCGUGGCGGCCAAGUGUCCGCGCCUCUCUGAGUGCUCGAACCCCCCAGACUACCUCAGUCCCCCCGGCUCGCCCUGCAGCCCUCAGCCUCCGCCCUCCGGGCAGGGCACCGGCGGCAGCUGCGCGAGCGCACCCGGGCCCAGCCGCAUAGCCGACUACCUGCUGCUGCCCCUAGCUGAGCGCGAGCAUGUGUCCCGGGCGCUGUGCAUCCACACUGGCCGCGAGCUGCGCUGCAAGGUGUUUCCCAUUAAACACUACCAGGACAAAAUCAGGCCUUACAUCCAGUUGCCAUCACACAGAAACAUCACUGGCGUCGUGGAAGUGAUCCUCGGGGAGAGCAAGGCCUACGUCUUCUUUGAGAAGGACUUUGGGGACAUGCACUCCUACGUGCGAAGCCGGAAAAGGCUGCGGGAGGAGGAGGCCGCUAGGCUCUUCAAACAGAUUGUCUCGGCUGUGGCCCACUGCCACCAGUCGGCCAUCGUGCUAGGGGACCUGAAGCUUAGGAAGUUCGUCUUCUCCACGGAGGAGAGAACCCAGCUGAGACUGGAAAGCCUGGAAGAUACACACAUAAUCAAGGGAGAAGAUGAUGCGCUAUCAGACAAACAUGGCUGCCCAGCCUAUGUGAGCCCCGAGAUCCUCAACACUACUGGGACCUACUCCGGAAAGGCUGCAGACGUUUGGAGCCUUGGGGUGAUGCUCUACACUCUCUUGGUUGGACGAUACCCCUUUCAUGACUCAGACCCGAGUGCCCUUUUCUCCAAAAUCCGCCGUGGACAGUUCUGCAUUCCUGAGCACGUUUCCCCCAAAGCCAGGUGCCUCAUCCGCAGCCUCCUGAGACGAGAACCUUCCGAGAGACUCACAGCUCCUGAGAUUUUACUCCAUCCCUGGUUCGAAUAUGUCUUGGAACCGGGCUAUGUUGACUCAGAAAUAGGAACUUCAGACCAGAUUGUUCCCGAGUACCAGGAGGACAGUGACAUUAGUUCCUUCUUCUGCUAAUCCCUCCAUAUCCUACCCCCCCAAAACCUCAGAAACCUCAUAAUUCUCACACAUGGCAUUUCCAUUUCUAAUGAUAGGCAGGCCUUCUUACAUGGUGCCAGCCAGAUUUGGGGUCAGAGCACAAUUGUCCCUGUGGGUCUCGGUGUGGUGACACCUCUCUGGGCUGAGUGAUUUGACUUGAGUAGCACACCCUCAGAUUCGCUGCUCUUCGGAGGCGUCCCCUUCUCGAUGAGCUGUCAUGACUGUCCCAGUGUCGCAUAUGAGGGUGCCCACGUUUUGAAGCUGAUGGAAGGGUAUGGGCGUCUCACCUGGGCAGGUGUAGCAAACUUGAACACUUGAGUGGGAAAGGAAGCACGACGCACAGUGGCAUUUUUAGCAAGGUGGCAAUGGGUUGGGGCGACAGACCUGCCAUCUUUGAACUUGUCUUUGAAGGCUCCACUUGCUGCUGCAGUUUCUCUGGCCGGAAGUUUCUUUUCUUUCCUGUAACCCUCACUCUUGCUGUACACACAACCCAUGACUGUGUUCCGGUGUUGGAGCAGACUGACUGAGAAGCUCCGGAGCCUGCCUGAACCCAGACUCUUUCCCUGGAGCUUACCUCCUAUGCAAUAAUGUCUCCCCGUCCCCACCUUGGAACCUGUCCCCUACGGCUAGGAAAGCACUCACCAGCCAGCUGUGGAAAACUAUUGGGAGAUUCAAAUUCUUGGCUGUUUCAGAACUCUUGAGCUCAGUCAGACAGCAAUGCUUUUAAAAAAAUUAAUUCAGUCAUGUGGUGUCUGUUAGCUCUCAAGGCUCUCCUUGAAUACGGCAGCAUUUAGCCUUCACCCAGCCCCACCCCCACAACCAUCUCGAGGUGGAACAUUUUGUGUAUGAGGACAAGGGUGAGGAGACUCUCCAACUUGCUCCCUCAGGAGCAUAUGCGAACCAUCUUUGUGUUUCAAGGAAAGUGAAUCUGAGACAGUCUUGCAAGAUUCUCAGACUAAUUCCCAGGAUGAAACCGGACACCGCCCUGCCAUGGGUAUGCUGUCUCUGGCAUUCAGGGUCUCCGCUUUCCCAUGAUGGGCUCUUUGGAGUUCACGUCUUGUAUGGCUUAUGAAUCCCUUUUCGAAGCUGGCUCUGGAGUGACAGAGAGAACCUCGAAAAUGUAGCUGGAAAGGAUGGUGAAGCUCACCCCGUGCACAUUCUCUCUUUUAGCUGCCUACCAGAAUUCCCCUGCUUCAGCUUCCACAGGCAGGGACCCAGCCUCUGCCUGAAUGCUUCUGGAUUCGGAAACUUACUCCCUAUAAGAAAUGAAGCUUUUUAGAGAAACUGUUUCAGAGAGACGUUGCAUUAAAAAACAAACAAACAAAAACAGAUGAAAUAGCAGUCACUGUCUGGGACAGUGCUGAAACCAGGUGGUUAAACGGGUAAUGAAAAUACUGUGUUUUGAGAAAUGGCACAGAAGCGGGCAGGCAUCUUCAAGGGCUAUGCCUAGGCAGACUACUAACGUUGUGAGAAUGCACUGUAUACCUCACGUACUGUGUGCUUUAUAUUUGUACAUACAUUUUACCUUUUAUACAUAUGUCCAAUUGUUGUCGUUUGGCUCUGAGGCUUGUUUUGUCGUCUGUGUCUGUCUGAGGAACCUGUGUGUCCAGAGCCAUGUGAAAUGUGAAUGACUGUUGGCAAUACGACCUUGGCAGCAUGGUGGGACUUGGGGAGGAGCAGGGACAGACCUCUGUUGGGGUGCCCGGCUCUUGUAUCUAUGAUACAUUUCCCUGGCUGAGGACUGGAGCUGGCCCGGGCAUUGGCCUGGACGGCUGGCAACACUAGGUCUCCUGUGCGCGUGUGGAAAGGUGAUCGUGGCACACGGUUGCUGACUUGUAGAGAACUUUUAAUAAAUCUGGUUUCGUAAAGAAA
Messenger RNA from Psammomys obesus (fat sand rat), 3715 nucleotides. RefSeq names its product tribbles pseudokinase 1 (gene Trib1). NCBI's taxonomy places the organism in Eukaryota, Metazoa, Chordata, Mammalia, Rodentia, Muridae. Gene Ontology annotation, cellular component: nucleus. Gene Ontology annotation, molecular function: ATP binding; protein kinase activity; mitogen-activated protein kinase kinase binding. The record is from RefSeq and is a predicted model, not a curated record. The transcript has 3 exons. Bases 704 to 1822 code for a protein of 372 amino acids. Gene Ontology annotation, biological process: protein phosphorylation; positive regulation of proteasomal ubiquitin-dependent protein catabolic process; regulation of MAP kinase activity.